AUGAUUCGAAAUCAAAUACUCAUAAUUGCACUAUUUCUAAUUCCUGUUUACUGGUGUAUAGAUGUGAUUUUGAUCUCUUCAAUUGAAGUUAGAAAUGAUGUUGGAAGUAUUGAUUGUACUAACAGUAAAUUAAUGAUCAACAAUCAAAAUUUUACUCCAAUUUGUGAAGUGGGUUAUGAUAAUACCAAAAGCAUCUCUUACAUCACACUUGCUUACAAUGCAUCGAAUUCAGUUCAGGAGGGAAAUACUACGUAUCAUCUAGACACUAAAGUGACCGUGCCAAAUGGAAAUAAAACGAAAACGGAUGAUUAUCAGUAUACGGGAGUUUUUGUGGUGGAUAAGACUGUGCAACCGAAUACGGUAGCUGUGGGAUAUCUCACAUUGGAAAAGUUUAUACCUGCUACGACUGCCGCACCCCCAACAACCAAACCCAAGAAGCGAGAAGCUGGAUUUCCUCAAGAGCAAUUAGAUGCUGAACCAACUGCACCAGUUUCUAACAAAACAAGCCUUACGAUCAACUACAUCCGCCUGAAAUACGAGGAAACCAGCAAACAAUCUAACUCGAAUGGAGGAGCUGUGGCAGUUGCUAUCAUUGAAGGAAUCGCCUUGAUUGCCAUUCUGGCUUACAUGGGAUAUAGAACUAUGGUGAAACACCGAAUGAAGGAAUCAUCUGUUAAUGCGGCCAUGUAUGGUUUUGAUAAUAAUUCGAGAAAUUCAAUUCGAAUGAAUGACAUUCCACCACCUAGAGAUCCUACAUAUGCAACACCCCCACCAGCACCAUUUUCACAACAGCCACCUGCUCGGAAUACGGUAAUGACAACUCAAGAGCUAGUCGUUCCACAGACCUCCGCAUCGGUUACAAGACCAACUACCACUUCAAACACCACUAGUAACACUACAAACGGACAAUUCAAUGAUCCAUUCGACAGUCUCGAUAGCUGGUAA
Molecule: messenger RNA, 945 nt
Organism: Caenorhabditis briggsae
Lineage: Eukaryota; Metazoa; Nematoda; Chromadorea; Rhabditida; Rhabditidae
Gene: Cbr-sid-2
Product: Protein CBR-SID-2
Exons: 5
Coding region: 1-945 (314 amino acids)
Source: RefSeq, a predicted model, not a curated record